UCCAAAUUUACUUCCCAGUAUUACCAACCACACGACCACGAUGAUUGCCACCUCGAGCAACCCCAGGCCGUCCAUGUCUCCGUCGACUUCCAAAGUUCUGAACCACGCAACGCCGCCCUUCCUAGCGAGUUUGUUUGAAAUCCUGUCCAAGGAAGACUCCAGCGUCAUCGGGUGGUGCGACGCUGGCAGGUCCUUUGGCGUGUACGACUUCGAAGCGAUGGAGAAGCACAUUCUGCCCACAUACUUUCGCCACAACAAGUUUGCGUCGUUCCAGCGCCAGCUCAACUACUUUGGGUUCCGCAAACUGCAAAAGUCCAACGGCACAGACCAAAGCAACGUGUACUGCCAGCCUCUCUUCAACCGCGACGACCCGUCGGCCAUGCUGCGCAUCAAGCGCAAGACGUACCGCCUCAAGUCAUCGCCCGGGCCCAUGUCCCCUCGCGACGGGUUCCCGUACUCGCCAUCCCGCAACUCCGCUGCUUUCGCCCCAUAUCCGGCCACGGACGUGCCGUACCACCCGUUCGUGGACAUGUGUGCUACCCCGUUGCUGUUCCACGGUGACGCCACGUCAUGCGGACACAAUUCGUCGUUCACGUCGUUGUUGUUUGGGAACAUGCCAUCGGGUAGUGAGGCUAUUGACGUUGGUUCGUUUCAACCGAUUCCGUUCCACUGCCUCCCUCAAGAUUCGUGGACGCUGCCCGACGAAGACUUGACACUGCUCUCGACCCUUGCCAUGCCCAUCGUUGUUGUAUAACGCGAACUCGUCGACGAUAGAACUAGGAACUUAUUUAUAUUGCAAUGUUACGUGAGCAAUCUCCCGUCCAA
Messenger RNA from Aphanomyces astaci, 825 nucleotides. RefSeq lists its product as hypothetical. The coding region runs from base 41 to 754 and encodes 237 amino acids. The transcript has a single exon. The record is from RefSeq and is a predicted model, not a curated record. NCBI's taxonomy places the organism in Eukaryota, Oomycota, Saprolegniomycetes, Saprolegniales, Verrucalvaceae. Gene Ontology annotation, biological process: regulation of DNA-templated transcription. Gene Ontology annotation, molecular function: sequence-specific DNA binding; DNA-binding transcription factor activity.